This is a messenger RNA of Physella acuta, 2028 nucleotides long. Its product is annotated as tectonic-like complex member MKS1. Lineage: Eukaryota; Metazoa; Mollusca; Gastropoda; Physidae. Gene Ontology annotation, cellular component: MKS complex. Gene Ontology annotation, biological process: cilium assembly. The record is from RefSeq and is a predicted model, not a curated record.
UACACUUCCAAAAAAUGGCAGGUUUCUAUGAACCUGAUUGUGCUACUGCUUACUAUCGUUCGAAUGAUCCAAUUAAGAACCUUAAAAUAAAAGUAACUCUUAAAAGAGUAUCUGCUUCUUUUGCUGAUGAAAAUGUCGCCCCACCUGCACCUAGUGAUUCUGGAGUAGAGCUAACAACAUUUAAGAAGCAAAAGAAGAAAAAGACCCAUGAAUUUGAAGAAUGUAUCAUAGGAUGGCAGCAGAAAAUAUUUUGUCAGAGAGAAAUCGAUUAUUACAGCAACAAAGACAAUUGUAAGAAUGUAUUGGAUCAGAAAUAUCAUCAGGAAACCCUAGCACUGCAAAACAAAAAGAAACAAAAGAAUAUGAUAUUUACAUACGUUGAUCAUGAUGAAUUUUCUCAUCAGCAAGAAGGUGUUUACAGUAUGACAAAUCUCAUGGAAAAACCAAGUCCACUUGCUGUCAAAAUGGCUCAGGUGCGAUGUAGGAGAAUUGGUGGACGCCAUUUAAGAGAAAAGGAACAAGGCAGUAUACCAAAGACAUUGAUAGUUGAUGAGAACCCAUCAGAAGAAACAAGAAUGAGGAAUCAUUUGGAGGCCCCACCUAUUCAAGUCAUGUACAUUAUGGCAGACCUCAGCCCCCCAGAUAAGCAGGCAGACCAAACAGAUGAGUAUGUAUUGUGUUCCUUAAAAGUGGAUGCUAAUGGUGUGUUGUGUGUACGACCAGAUUACACCUGCGGCAGGAUUCCCUACAGUAUUGAAACUGCUAUAACAAGAGAGGGAUUUGAUUACACAAUAGAAAAUGUCUCAAAAGAUAUGAGCAGACAAGAGCAAGAAAAGGAACUUAGAAUGUAUAAAGAAAUGUAUGUCAGGCAUAACGACUUUGUUCAUUCGUGUGUGGGAUAUGACUUUGAACUGCCUCCUGUUGAUACUCUAAGAUAUGUUGUCUUUGGGGAAAUUUUGUCUGCUCAAGACUUUGAAAAAGACAAUCUUUAUGUUCACAUGUUUACAGACUUACCCAAAGAUUGGACAGCAGACAGGAGUCAGCAGUUGUCGUGGAUCACACAGACUUGUGCCACUAAAAGUGUUGACCAGACAGAUAUUGCUUACUUCAGUUUUCCAUUUCAUUUUGAGCUUGUUUAUAAGAAAAACCCAUUAGCAUCAAAAGAAGGAAUUGAGUUGCCUCAGUUUCCAAGGCUGAUGGUAGAGGUUGGAGCUUUUGAUUCCUGGUCUAGGCAUUACAAUGAAGGAUACAGCUACAUACAACUGCCACCUAAACCUGGUAUUCAUGUAGAGAAAGCCCAUUGUUGGAGGCCUGUGGGGAACUCAGUUAUUAAUAAUCUAAGAAGAUAUUUCAUUGGUGGGACCCCUGAAAUAGAAGAUCCAACAUAUGCUGCAAUCCCUUCAACAUUUGAUGGAACAUAUCUAAGUAAGUUUGGAUUUAGAACACAAUCUACUGGAUCUGUGACUGUACGCUGCAAUGUGUUGAUGCAGUCAAGAGCAUUUAUGGAGACAAAAACAAAUAAGCGCUCACUUGGAUCUUUUCUAGAGUCCUUAGGAAUAACAGCCAUGCAGGCUAAUAUUACUAGUGUCUUGGAGGCCUUCAAGAGAGCAAGGAUGAAGAUGGUCCAAGCUAGGGAAGCUGCUACUCAAGAACUUUUGCGAGAAGUUCGACCAAUAGCCAAAGGAGAACUUGAUUAAUUAAACUGCAUUUUUUUUCAGUCAUUAAAUUUUCAGGCCUUUAAUUUAUGCUUGAGGUUGAAGUUCCUCAGAGAUGUAGUCACUACUUUCUUAAUUCAUUGUAAAAAAAAAAAAAAAUAGGCCUAGUUAUCUAAUUAAAAUUUAUUAUUUCACUUGUAAGCUGUGAUAAUUUUGUGUAAAUAGUGUUAAUAUUUUAUGUAAUACUGUAAUGGAAGUUCAAAUCAUAUUGAUAGAUGUUUUUCAUGUUAAUACUUAAUGUUAAUUCUGAUAAAUUUUAAAAUCUGUAAUGUAUAUUUUUUAUAAAUAAAGAAAAUGAGGUUUUUUUUUAAAU